GAAGGAGCGAAUGGCGAGGUCGAACGGCGGGCUGAGCUGGUCCGAGCAGUGGGGCGGAUCGCGCAGCAGUGAUGGCGUCGGCGCUGGCGGCAAUGCCGGCGGCGGGCAAUUCGGAUCGUCGGGGCCCAAGAAAUCCUCCUCCAAGAGCGGCGGCGGGAAGAAGAUCGAGGACGCCAUGGCCAAGGCCAAGGUGGUAGCGUCGGCCGGGGCGGAGAAGGCGCGCGUCGCGGCUGGGAUUGGGGCUUCCAAGGCCAAGAUUGGAGCGCUUAAGGUGAAAUCCGGGGCCGUGACAGGGUUUAAGUGGGUCAAGGAGCAGUACAGCAAGAGGACGACGAAGAAGUAAGCGCGAGCGAGCGAUCGAUCGAUCGAUUUCCAUGGCGAGAGAGUGCGAGGGCAGUGUAAUUUUUGUGUAAGAUUGGUAGCGCCGCGUCGAGUGUAGAAAGAAAAAAGAAUACAAGAAUAUACCAUCUUGGAGUAAAAGGAUUUAACCUAAGGCUCGGAGAAAAAUAUUUCGAGAGCAGAGCUAUGGCGACUGCCGCAGGUCCGCUGCUCAAUGACAUCAAGAUCUCCGCCAAGCCGGUGGCGGGAUCGUUCAAGGCCAAGUUUAUGGAUGCUUAUCACCGGCUCAAGAAGGAGCUCAUCGCCGACUCCGAGAGCUUUUCCCACACUUUCGAGUCGAGAGAAUGGGUGUCCGAGAUGCUCGACUAUAAUGUUCCAGGAGGGAAGCUGAAUCGGGGGCUCUCCGUGGUGGAUAGCUUGGUGUUGCUCAGAUCUGGCGAGGAGCUCAGCGAAGACGAGCUUUUCCUUGCGUUUGCUCUUGGAUGGUGCAUCGAAUGGCUCCAAGCGUAUUUCCUAAUCUUAGAUGAUAUCAUGGAUGAUUCACACACGAGAAGGGGUCAGCCUUGUUGGUUUAGACAGCCAAAGGUUGGCUUAAUUGCUGCAAACGAUGGCAUUCUUCUCCGGAAUCACAUAUCCCGUAUUUUAAAACGGCAUUUCCAUGACAAGCCUUACUACCAGGAUCUGCGAGAGCUAUUUGAUGAGGUGGAGUAUCAGACUGCCUGUGGACAGAUGCUCGAUCUUAUUACAACUCCACCCGGCGAAGUCGAUUUGUCCAAAUACGUAAUGGACACCUAUUUAAGAAUUGUAAAAUACAAGACAGCAUAUUAUUCUUUCUAUCUUCCAGUUGCAUGUGCUCUGUACAUGUCUGGAGAAGAUGAUAAAUCCAAAUUUGAAUCUGCCGAGAGAAUCCUUGUGCAGAUGGGAACUUACUUUCAAAUACAGGAUGAUUAUUUAGAUUGCUACGGCCAUCCCGACGUUAUUGGAAAAGUUGGAACCGAUAUCGAGGAUACCAAAUGCUCGUGGCUUAUUGUACAAGCGAUAGCUCGUGCAAGCCCCGAGCAGAAAUCCCGACUUUACAAUAACUAUGGACGCAAAGAUCCAGCGUGCGUCGCGGAGGUGAAGAAGGUGUACAAUGAAUUAAACCUCGAGAAACUUUUCCUCGAUUAUGAAAGCGAGAGCUAUGAGAACUUCAUGUCGAUAAUCAACGAAGAAAAAAGCAUUGAGCUACAGCAAGUUUUGAAGCUCUUCCUUUCCAAAAUCUACAAGCGUCAAAAAUAAAAUCGCCCCCAGACAGUGAUGACAAAACCUUUUUUCCCAAAGCUUUUAAUCCCAGCCGUUGGUUGUGUUCCACGAAAAGGGACGUGAACUCUAUAUAUCUCUUGUUUUAGGGUUCUUGGCUAGGGUUGGCGAUGUCUUCUCUUCAAAUGGACGAUGACAAAUUCUCUAAAUGCAAAGAAGCGAUCCAAAGACUAA
Molecule: messenger RNA, 1812 nt
Organism: Selaginella moellendorffii
Lineage: Eukaryota; Viridiplantae; Streptophyta; Lycopodiopsida; Selaginellales; Selaginellaceae
Product: farnesyl pyrophosphate synthase
Exons: 13
Coding region: 526-1617 (363 amino acids)
Biological process (GO): trans, trans-farnesyl diphosphate biosynthetic process
Cellular component (GO): cytoplasm
Molecular function (GO): dimethylallyltranstransferase activity; (2E,6E)-farnesyl diphosphate synthase activity
Source: RefSeq, a predicted model, not a curated record